Molecule: messenger RNA, 2946 nt
Organism: Mugil cephalus (flathead mullet)
Lineage: Eukaryota; Metazoa; Chordata; Actinopteri; Mugiliformes; Mugilidae
Product: E3 ubiquitin-protein ligase rnf146-like
Exons: 3
Coding region: 211-1374 (387 amino acids)
Biological process (GO): Wnt signaling pathway; ubiquitin-dependent protein catabolic process
Cellular component (GO): cytoplasm; nucleus
Molecular function (GO): zinc ion binding; poly-ADP-D-ribose binding; ubiquitin protein ligase activity
Source: RefSeq, a predicted model, not a curated record
CGUCGUCUUUAUUUCUGCUGCUUUGGGAGGAAAACAAAGCCAGUUCAUAUUGGAGGUCGGUAAAAUUUACAUCGGAGAUUUGGUAGCGCCGCGCGGAUUUUUAACAGCAAGCCAGGUCACCACAGGCAAACCUAGCGUGACAAGAUUGAAGGCCCAACAUCUCUCCUCAUGAUACAUCAGCACUAAGUCUACUUUGAGUACUUCUUAAGGAUGGCUAGUUGUGGAGAGGUAGACCACUCUGUUAGCUCUCUUCCAUCCAGUAAGAAAGGCAGCAACAGUGGCAGCGGAAGUGGGAACAGUGCAGAAUCAUCAUGCUCUGGCUCCAGCAACUCUUCCCCAGCCUUGUCUGUACCAGAGUGUGCCAUCUGUCUGCAGAGCUGCGUCCACCCGGUUCAGCUGCCAUGCCAUCACGUCUUCUGUUUCCUGUGUGUGAAGGGAGCAUCCUGGCAGAGCAAACGCUGUGCUCUGUGCAGACAGGAAGUGCCGGAUGACUUCCUGGAAAGGCCGACACUUCUAUCUCCAGAGGAGCUGAAAGCGUCAGCGGGAGGCCGGGGCGGUGCGGCGAGCGACCACGCUUGGUAUUACGAGGGCCGCAAUGGUUGGUGGCAAUAUGACGAGCGAACCAGCCGAGAGCUAGAGGACGCUUUCUCCAAGGGGAAGAAGACGGCUGAAAUGCUGAUUGCUGGUUUUUUGUAUGUAGCUGACUUGGAAAACAUGGUGCAGUACAGGCGCAAUGAGCACGGCCGUAGGCGCAAGAUGAAGAGAGACGUUCUAGAUAUUCCCAAGAAAGGAGUGGCAGGACUGCGUUUGGACACUGAGGCUGUUACUGGGGCUGUGGGGGCAACAAGUCGAGAAAACUCUGCUGAUGGGGCUGAUACCACAAUAGCAGGUGCACAGCAACCAGGCACAGGUAUCACUUCUACUGUUACAGCUCCCUCCGCCACUGCCAGGCCCCCCACUUCACUCGGGGGUCAGCCUGGCCCCAGCACUAGCCCCUCUCUAGAAGAUGCUCUCUCCCAGCUCCAAAUCAGUCCCAGGCCCACACCUUCCCAUGAGCGGUCUGGGCCCGGGGAGGGAGAAGAAGAAGAUGAGGAGGAAGAAGCCUCACCUUCCAGGUCCUCCGACCCUCUCACCUCGGUGGACGAGUCUGGCUCUGGAGACUGGAGUGAUGAUGAGGAAGAAGAGGAGGAUGAGGAAGAGGAAGGGGGAGAUGGAGAGCGUCUGGAGCCCUGGGAGGACAGGCCACGAAGACAAAGACUGAAUCCAGAGGACAGAGCCCCUCCUCGUGCAGAGUCCACCUCUCCCCCUUCCUCAUCCAGUAGCAGUGGAAGGUCCAGAAUGCCUGAUGGCCAGUGUACAGUGACUGAAGUGUGAAGUGAUCAUUAGUACCAUCGCCACCAAAUGACCAGGUUCCAUUCCAUUAAUUUAUUCCUCACUUUAUGCUGUUGUUCAGUCCGUCACAGAUCGGUUGUGUGGGAUGUAUUGGUUGGUCCUGGAAAAAUGACAUUCAGUGACAAACAUAACCAUGUUUUCCUCCAUUUUGGUGCCUCCUGUUUUUGGUUCACAAUGAUCAGGAUGUAUCUGUUUUAUUUGUCAGUGUCAUCUUAGAUAUACCCACCAAGUUUGUUCAAAUGUCAUAGAACUGAGUGUUCUGGGUGCAGCUUGCUGAACAGUCGGAUGGAUACGCAGCGUUGUCGUGAGCCAUGAAGUCUCAUAAUGUGAGGGUGGUGUAACAGACUUUAGUUGUGGUGUGCGAGCUGUCGUCAGUCUGCUCACUUUUGGUGGCAGGCGUUUGGAGUCUGUUCUUUUUAAGUUCCAGAAAAGUGGAAGUUAAAAGGGAAAACGUAACUUGCCAACCUGCUCCUUACAAACUUACAAGCUAUUGGUGUGUUUACAUUGAUUAUCUAAUACCCAGAGGGCUGAUGGCUGGGUGUCCCAGUCAGAUUUGUGACGUUCAGUACAAGACGGUAUCGUGGGGAUGUUACUCCUGGAAAUGGAACUGAGUCAUUAUUAUGAACAGCUGCAUUCUAAUCCUCUACACUUUAACUCUCUCAGCUAACAUAGCACGUAGAAAUGGGCUUGUUGAAACCUCAGGUCAUAUGACUGCUCAUGCAGAUAAUUUAAUCCUUGACAACUUGUUCCCUACCCAAAAUGAUCUUCACAUUUCACAGAUUAAGGUGUAUUUUCCUUCAAUAUCCUCAAAGUUGAAGUUUUAUCCUUUGGAAAGUGUUGUCAUUUCAGAGCCGAUUUUAAUUUGAAGUAAAUUUUCAAGCUGGUUAUUCAGAAAAUAAGAAAGGAAACAGAAGUACUUCGCAAUGCUCUUAAGCUACGAGGCUAUUUAAAUUCCACUCUUAAUAUUUAACAACUAGCUACCUGCAUAUGUUUUAUGAAAUUGAGGCUCAUGUUUUAAAUAAGUGUGCAUCAUAAUAUCAUGUAUCAGCUUUAAAUAAUUGGCAUCUUAAUGAGAACUAUUAGUGUUUUCCUUUUUAAAGCUCCUCAUUAAAUAUUCUUAUUGUCCCUGAUGAAAGUAUUCUGAAUUGGUGUCUUCCUAAAGUUUUGUGAUUUGUGCAUGUUUGAGGAGAGAGUUAUUAAAACACUAUUUGCUGGCAGGAUUUUUAGAAUUGAUGUUUUUUUUGUUUUUUUUUUUUUUCAGUUUGAGUAAGUGUUUUUUUGUGCAUUUCUUACAGUUGUAAAUCCUCUUCUGUAUUAUGUCUGAGGGAGUAAAAGAACAAGAACAUGCCAUUGCUACUGGCCACCCUGCAGAAAUUUGAAGUCAUGUUGUUUUCACAUUUCUUACAUGCUAACGUCAGCAGCUGAGUUUUAGACUUUCCAUUCAGAUUAAUGAAGUUUGUAACCCUUUUUGCUUGGCAACUGUUUUUUUUGUUUUGUUUUUUUUUCAUAUGGUUUGUAAUUUAAGAAUAAACUGUGUCAUUUCAUCAACCCAAA